AUGGGGGACGGGGGUCAAGGGUCAAUUUCAGCACAUGUUGUGCAGGUGUACCUAAUGAGGUGGCCUGCCUGGGGGGCAAAGGCCCCUCCCCUCCUGUCCAGCAUCACUACUAAAGUCCUGCAGCAUCCCGCCGCUCACAGCUUGAAGAUGACGAGGAGCGCCGUCUUCCGGGUGUUGCUGCUCCGCCUGGUGCUGGCGGGCGACGCCCCCAAGCUGCAGAUUGGCUUCCAGGCUCCGUGGAACGCCACCUUCCCCUUCAGCGCGCUGAAUCUGGGCGCCGCCAUCCAGAUGGCCGUGGACAAGGUCAACGCCGACCCGUCCCUGCUGGGCAACUACAGCCUGGCCUUGGUCUACGCCGACACGGCCUGCAGCCCCAAGCGCUCCCUGGGGGUCUUCAUCCAGCAGGUGUGGAGGGACAACGUGUCCGCCGUCUUCGGACCGGCGUGUCCCGAAGAAGCCGAGGUAACCGGCCUCAUCGCCUCGGCGUGGAGCAUCCCCAUGUUCGGCUUCGUGGGCCAGUCCUCCAAGAUGGACGACACCGGCGUCUACGACUCCUACGUCAACCUGGUGCCGCCCCUCAAGAGGAGCGCCGAGGUCCUGACCCGGACCCUGGACUUCUUCGGCUGGACCCACGUGGCCAUGAUUGGCGGCGGGCUGGAUUCCAACACCUGGGACAAAGUGGACGCUCUGUGGAAAACCGUGGAGACGCCGCUGCGGUCCAAGUUCACGCUGACGGCGGCCGUCAAGUUCGACACCAGCGACCCGCAGCUGGUGUCUCGCCACGUCACGUACAUCGCCACCGUGGCCAGAGUGAUCGUGGUCGUGACCAACAGAGAGGACUCCGUCGCUCUGCUGAUGGAGGCAGAGCGCCAGGGCCUGAUGGGCGGCGACUACGUCUUCUUCCUGGUGCAACAUUUUGAGGUCAGUGGCGACGUGGACAACAUGUGGAAACAUAGCCUGAGCAGCCGCAUCAACCAAGCGGCCCCCCGAGCCUUCGACAUGGCCUUCAUCAUCGGCCAGAGGUUGUACGAAGGCUACGAGUACUAUGACUUCUUCAAGCAGGUUUUCGAGAGACUCAAAGGGCCGCCGUUCCUGAGCAACCUGACGUCUGAGAGAGAGGUCAGCACCUACUCGGUCUACCUGCACGACGCCGUGCUGCUUUACGCCAUGGCCUUGAAGGAGGUCUUAAAGGACGGCAAGGAUCCUCGUGACGGUCGUCAGAUUUUGCAGACAUUAAGAAACAAGAACAGUUUUCGCUUCUACGGAGCUUCUGGACUGGUACACUUUGACGAAGACGGGGAAAGAAACCUGGACUAUUCCAUCUACGACCUGCAGUACACAACGGGCACCGCCGCGUUCGUGCCCAUCCUCAAUUUUGACAGCAACAUCAAGAGAAUCCGACCAACGGCCAUGUUUAGUUCUGUGGUUUGGCCCAAAGGAAGACCUCCGUCUGACAACCCAGAGUGUGGUUUCAACAACGAGCUCUGUGAAUGGCUGAGCAAUGAUAUCGUGCUGAUGGGUCUCCUGGUCACCUUCCCUGUCAUUGGCGUGCUGUCCGUGUUGGGCAUCGGCGUCCUGGUCCUGCAAAAACUGCGACUCCAGACGAGACUGGAGGACUCGCGCUGGUGGCUCAUCAACUACAGUGACAUCAGCAUCAUCAGGGAAGCGACGGGUCUGCAGGGAUUGUCCUUCAGCACCACAAGGAGCCAGAGUGGGAGUGGAGGCUCCUACUCCACCUUGUCUACCAAAAGCUAUGGCCUGAGGGACAAGACGGGCAAAGAACGCAUCUACUCCACCAUCGGUCUCUACCAGGGAAACCAAGUGGCCAUCAAGUACUUGAAGGACCACGUUUGUGACAACCUCCAAAGACCCUCAGUCCUUGCCGAGUUCAACACGAUGAAAGAGAUGAAGCACGAGAACCUGGUGCAGUUCUUCGGGGCGUGCGUGGAGGCGCCAAAUGUGUGUCUUGUCACGCAGUACUGCAGGAAAGGCAGUCUGAGGGAUGUCUUGAAGGCCUCAGACGUUGAGCUGGAUGGGAUGUUCAAGCUCUCGUUUGCCUACGACAUUGUCAAUGGCAUGGACUUCAUUCACAAGAGCAGCCUCAAGUUUCACGGCAACCUCAAGACCAGCACCUGCAUGGUGGACAGCCGGCUGCAGGUUAAACUCUCCGGAUUUGGACUGUGGGAGUUUAAAUAUGGCAGCAAAGGCAAGCUAGUCUAUCCGGAAAGUUUCACAUACGAAGGGUUGUACUGGACAGCGCCUGAACUUUUGAGACAAGCCGACCACCCUGUGAAGGGAACGCCAAAAGCAGACGUGUUUAGCUUUGCCAUCAUCCUGUGGGAGCUCAUGUACAACUCCAGGAAUGGACCGUACCAUGACCUCAACCUUCUGCCGAAAGAGAUCAUCACCAGGCUGCGGGGGCCCUUACACGGGGAACCCAUCAGACCUGAGCUGUCCGAACUGUGUGAUGAAAACAUCAACUCACUGCUCAGAGUCUGCUGGAACGAAAACCCAGACCACCGACCGCCGUUUAGGUCCAUAUUGAGACAUCUGAAGGAAUCCAGCCCAGACAGCCAUGCAAAUAUCCUGGACAACAUGGUGGACAAGCUGGAGAAAUAUGCAAAUCACUUGGAGGAGGUGGUGGCGGAUAGAACCAAUCAGCUGGUGGCGGAGAAGGCCCGUGCAGACAUGCUUCUCUCCAGCAUGUUGCCAAGGUACAUCGCCGACCAGCUGAUGGCGGGUAAGUCGGUGGAGCCUCGCAGCUACGACUUGGUGAGCAUCUUCUUCUCCGACAUCGUGGGCUUCACCUCCAUGUGCUCGCUCAGCUCGGCCAUGGAGGUGGUCAUGUUCCUCAAUGACCUGUACAGCCUAUUCGACAACAUCAUCCGGAUGUACGACGUCUACAAAGUGGAGACCAUCGGUGACGCCUACAUGGUGGCCAGCGGUCUGCCCAUCAGCAACGGCCUGCAGCACGCCGUGGAGAUCUGCACCAUGGCGCUGCACUUCUUGAGCGCCAUCAAGCGCUUCCGAAUCCGCCACAUGCCCUCCGAGAGUCUGGCCAUCCGCAUCGGGAUUCACUCAGGUCCUGUGGUUGCUGGAGUGGUCGGCAGCACCAUGCCUCGCUACUGCUUGUUUGGCGACACGGUCAACACGGCGUCCCGCAUGGAGAGCAACAGCUUACCCUUGAAGAUCCACAUAUCUCAGAGCACCGCUGACCUUUUAGUGCAGGCGGGCUCCUUUGAGUUGGAGGAACGAGGAGAAAUCGAAAUGAAGGGCAAGGGGUCCCACAAGACUUACUGGCUGCUGAGCAAAGAAGGAUUCCACCUUCCUCACCAGCCUGCAGGAGCAGAGCAGAGCCUGCAGCCGGCAGGCCAGCCUACAGGAUGGUGCACGGCUGCAGACAACCCCACCCAGAGAGCUGCGGGUGACGCCACAGGCACCAGCAGCACCAUGCCUCCCGUGCACAUUUGAGCACUCACAUGGGAGUCACUCAGACACUUCAACAUCUCUGACAUCUUUGAUCGGUCAACAUUACAAAUGAAACAUCUUCUUAAUUGUCCUAUUCUGGGUAAAUAAAUGUUGAAUAAACAC
This is a messenger RNA of Nerophis ophidion (straightnose pipefish), 3591 nucleotides long. It is a transcript of the gene gucy2g, whose product is annotated as guanylate cyclase 2g. NCBI's taxonomy places the organism in Eukaryota, Metazoa, Chordata, Actinopteri, Syngnathiformes, Syngnathidae. The transcript is spliced from 23 exons. Gene Ontology annotation, molecular function: guanylate cyclase activity; protein kinase activity; peptide receptor activity. Gene Ontology annotation, cellular component: membrane. The record is from RefSeq and is a predicted model, not a curated record. Gene Ontology annotation, biological process: cGMP biosynthetic process; intracellular signal transduction; protein phosphorylation. Bases 1 to 3471 code for a protein of 1156 amino acids.